Molecule: messenger RNA, 2388 nt
Organism: Trichobilharzia szidati
Lineage: Eukaryota; Metazoa; Platyhelminthes; Trematoda; Strigeidida; Schistosomatidae
Source: the annotation of a GenBank genome assembly
GUUUCAGAGUGCUUUCCACGAAUCAAAUUUGAAAACACAUGCAGUCAGCUAUUUUUUUGUGUCGUUCAUUUCCUAAUCCACGUAAUUAUUACCAGUCUGUGAAUAUAUUCCGUGUUCUGCUGGGUUGCCGUAAAUGUUGCUUGCAAACUAAGGCAUUUCAGCCACAAUUCGAUUUGAACUUGUUGAACGAUGAAAAGUUUGUUCAUAAUUUGCGUGCCAGUUUAGCGGCUCGUAAAAAUAAUUUAGAUGUUGAUUAUAUGUUAAAUGUUUACAAAUAUUAUGAAAAAGAGAAAAGUCAAAAAUUGUUAGAUGAAUUAAUGUCAUUAGUUUCUCAGUUGCCGAAUUUUACUCAUCCACUUACGCCCGUCGGCGAUGCAACGAAAGCGCGAAGUAUAUACAUUCAUGGAUCUAAGCGUCAAGAAAACUGGAACUUAUUAGAUGUAACCAAUAUUGCAUUAACAACAGGCCAGUCUUCCAGCAAUGAAAAUAAUGUAAAUUCCGAGGCUUUGUCUGUCAAUCCUGGAGGCCACCUUCGUGUUAAGCAUACAAGUUGGGGUGCUGGACAAAGAACUUAUUAUUUUGGUGGACAAUUAGCCCUUUUAGAAUCAGCGCUGGUUGCAUAUACUCUUGACCGUUUAAAAGCAGAAGGAUUUGGAUUUACUUCUGUGCCUGAUAUUUUGCCUGAACCUGUUAUCACAGCCUGUGGUUUUCCAACAAAAGGAAUCCGUUCUCAAGUGUACAAAAUAACUCCCCCACUGUCUAAUUUAACCUAUUGUCUCUCUGGAACAUCUGAAAUGUCAUUGGCUGGAUUUUGUGCUGGUCGAUCCUUCAACUGUCCUUCAUCUAAAAAUAAUGAAUCAGAUAAGUCAAGUCAGAUGUCUGCUCUUGGCUUAUGUGCUGUCAGUCGAUGUUUUCGUAAAGAAGCACCUCAACAAGAACCGACACUAUAUAGAGUACAUCAGUUUACUAAAGUGGAAAUGUUUUGCGUUACUGCACCUGUAUUAUCAAUCAGUGAUGCAAUGUUUGAUCGAAUUAUUAAAUUACAAAUAUGUCUGUUUGCUGAUUUGGGUUUACAUUUUAGAGUUCUUGAAAUGCCAUCCGAAGAACUUGGUGAUUCAGCAUGCAGGAAAGUUGAUAUUGAAGCUUGGAUGCCUGGCGAUCAAAUGUACGGUGAGAUUUCUAGUGCAUCAAACUGCUUAGAUUACCAGUCGAAACGUUUAAAUAUUCGAUGGCAAACAUGUGAAAAUCAAAAUGAAUUCGCCUAUACCUUAAAUGGGACCGCCUGUGCAAUUCCACGUAUCAUGAAAGCUCUAAUAGAGACCCAUCAAACCAAGGAUAGACAGGUUGUUAUUCCUGAUGUUUUGAAACCUUACAUGAAAAUGAAAAGUCAGUACCCUACACUUCAAUUCAAACGUCUAACUAGCGAAUAAUUAAAGUAACAAACCAAUCAAAGCUUUUAUAUGUGAAUGUAUUUUUCCUGUACAAAGUAAAUAAUUUUAUAACAAUGAAGAACAUCUGUACAUAACUACUUUACAAUAGCGUAAUAUUCACUGUGUCAGUAUUCCCGUUGAAUUCUCCGCAAAUACGUGUUAGGCUCUGCUUCCUUCUGAUGACUGACUUGUGUACUCAUAUCUUGAUGAAUAUUUACAUAUCAUUUUGCUGACAGUCUUCAGCAUCAGUGUCUUCACUUUGAAUGGGUGCCAAUCGACUUUUGCCCUUUGUUCUGGAACCUUUGAACUCAGGCAUUUUUUCUCCAAACGCUUCAAGCUCUUCAUGCAGUGACAUCAUAUUUUGUGCUAGAUCAUUCGACCAAACGGAAAUCGGCAGUUUUUCGAUUUCAUCCCAUUCAUCAUACUUUUUAAAGAAAGACAUUAUCAAGUGACUCGAUAAUACGAUAUUAUAUGUACAUAAGUGAUGGUAAAGCUUUCAUAAUCAAAGAAUUGUAAAAUUAUUUAUCAACUUUUUGAUUUCAAAUGGUACGUAAUACAAAUUAACUGUCUAAUAAAUGCAAGCUUCCGAUGACAGAUACUAACUUACUUAAAUAGAUGCAGUGCACUUAUGCUAAGAUCACCAAAAUUAAAAUUUGAUUUUGCGAUUGAGAAUUGUUACUUAUACUAUUUUGGUUUUCCGGUAACUGGCUUACUAUGCUGAGUUGAAGAAUGAUAGCUAGUAUACACUAAUGUGAAGAAAAUAACAGAAUAUAUAUAGAAUAGGGGUCUACGCAACAGUCAACCUUUUUGUAUUAUCUACGAUACACCAUUACUGCUUACAUGAGUAAAAGCAGAAUCACAGGAAAAAUAACAACAUAGCCGAAAACAGUGUAUGAAAACUUACAUACAUAUCUCCGAGAGAUGAAUACCACUGAACUGUCCUUUUUCGAACAGUUGC